This is a messenger RNA of Andrographis paniculata, 703 nucleotides long. Its product is annotated as dof zinc finger protein DOF1.5-like. Lineage: Eukaryota; Viridiplantae; Streptophyta; Magnoliopsida; Lamiales; Acanthaceae. The record is from RefSeq and is a predicted model, not a curated record. Gene Ontology annotation, biological process: regulation of DNA-templated transcription. Bases 166 to 657 code for a protein of 163 amino acids. Gene Ontology annotation, molecular function: DNA binding; DNA-binding transcription factor activity. The transcript has a single exon.
AAGAACAAAGCACAUAUUCAUUAUUCAAUAUCACUAUAUAUAUAUAUGUGAUCAUUUCUUCGUGUAUCUAUAUAUAUAUAUAUUCUGUUUAAUCUAUCACACAACCAAAAUAUAUAAAUAAAUAAAAUCCAAUCAGUAUUACGAUCGCCUGUGAAGCAAAUUAAAAUGGCUGCAGAGUUCCAAGAAAGCAACAGCCCGUCGGGGAUAAAGCUAUUCGGCGCCACGAUUUCAACGACGGCAAUGUCACAGACAAAAUCUGGCCGUGAAGAUCCCGCCGGAGCCGAUCCAACGGCGGAGAAGAGGCCGCCGGAGAAGAUGAUCCCGUGCCCUAGGUGCAAGAGCACCGACACCAAAUUCUGCUACUUCAACAACUACAACGUAAAUCAGCCGCGACACUUCUGCAAGGGCUGCCAGAGGUACUGGACCGCCGGCGGCGCCCUCCGGAAUGUUCCGGUCGGCGCCGGCCGCCGCAAGGGGAAGCCGCCGGGAAGGGGAUUUCCGGACGGACGGUGCCUGUUUGACGAGCCGGAUCGAGUGCAGGAGGAGCUCGGAUUCGACGCCGCCGUGGAGGAGUGGCGAGAGGCGGAGCACGACGGAUUCCGGCGGGGGUUUUCCGGCAAGCGGAGAAGAUUCGCCUCCAGUAGUCAAACUUUCUGAUCAUCUUCCAAUUUGUCGUGUUCUUAGAAGAAAAAAAUUUAAAAAA